Messenger RNA from Dendrobium catenatum, 2060 nucleotides. RefSeq lists its product as uncharacterized. The transcript is spliced from 12 exons. Gene Ontology annotation, biological process: double-strand break repair. Gene Ontology annotation, cellular component: site of double-strand break; nucleus. NCBI's taxonomy places the organism in Eukaryota, Viridiplantae, Streptophyta, Magnoliopsida, Asparagales, Orchidaceae. The record is from RefSeq and is a predicted model, not a curated record. Bases 244 to 1779 code for a protein of 511 amino acids.
UUAUAGGAGUCUUUAGGCAAUUGUCCCCAUUUAAAAAAAUAAAAUACUAUGAUCUUUAGGUGAUUGCCCUCAAGCAAAAUUAUACACAUUGUGUAGAUGUGUUAUUAUAAUGAUUUUUAGGCAAUGCCUUUUUAUAAAUGAACCACUAUAAAAUUAAUGAAUUAGCUUGACCUCCUAGUUUGCGCGGGACGCCAUUUUUCAGCUUCGAUCUCUCUCGCUUCUUCGUUGCGCUCGAAGACGGCGAUGGCUGCAGAGGAAGAGAAAGAGAAUAUGUCCAGAACAAGAUGGUUAGUAACUUACACGAAGCAUAUGAAACAGAAGAGAAAGGUCUAUCAAGAUGGGGUGAUGGAGCUUUGUAGUUCAAGUGGCAAGGUUAUAUUGUAUGAUGAUUGCAAGAAACUUAUAGAUAAAAGAUUCUUAAAAAAAGAUGAUAUAGUUAAAUCAGGUGGAACAUUGUCCUUUGAAACUCAUAUGGUGGAAAUUGGAGAUCCUGAUAGAAACAACAAGCCUUCAGCAGAGUCAAAUUUGAAGUCAGUUAUACGGUCCAAGCCACAGAAAGAGAAGCAAUGUGUAGAAUGGAAUGUCUUAUACACAACGCAUAUGACUCAAAAAGCAAAGAAAUAUCAUGAUGGUAUCUUGCGGGCUCUCAUUUGUAGCUCCCAUUUGAACCUGAUUACUUUGUUGACUGAAGAUGGGGCCGUACUGAGCAGCAAAUAUCUUACGUCUGUUGCAUGCUUGGAGACGGGGAAAAACUGUGAAUUUCCUAACUACCUUGUGGAGAUCUGUGAAAAAAGAACUUCUGCAGCUGGACAAGAUGGCCACAGUAAUUUUCCCUCAUGCAAAGAUCUUCACAUGAAGGAUUCUAUGAAUCAAGUUGUGCCUUCUAAACCUGAAAAAUUUAACAAAGCUAUCACUUAUAGGAAAGCUCGCAAAAUUCCAUUGUCCAGUGCUCCCAAAAAGGAAACUGGUUGUAGAACCCCAAAUGCUAGGUCUUCUGCCGCUCCUAGCAAUCUCUCUACGGAUCUUUCUAAGAAAGUUACAAAUAAUUGCGAGUCAAAAUUGGGUAGCUUCAUCAGUUCUAGUUCUGCACCUUUACGUGAUGCCGGGCAGAUUCUAUCAGUUGUUAAGAGGCCAAGUCCUGAUGGGAGCCUUGUUUUAUUGGAUCCAUUUGAGGAGCAGGGUUUUACCUCACAAUCUUCAGAUAAAAACCAGCUUGAUUUGCAGAUGUCCUCUGAAAAGACUGGAACAUCAUCAUGCCAUGGUUUAAAAUCUGCAAAUUCACAAAAAGAUUCUAUGUUAGCUUCCCAACUUGUGCUAGAUGCUGAUUCUGAGGGAAUCACAUCAGAAAAUGAUCGUGCUUCAUCAAUUUGGUCGUCUGGCUCAGUCGUACUUGAUACUCCAACAAAAUCGAGCAUCAAUAAUACUGAGGGACAUACCGGCUUAGCAGUCAAAGCUUCAGAAGUUUUGGGUGUUCCUAUGCUGUCUGGAUCUGGCCAAACCAAUAAACCAGAUAAGGCCCUCUCUGAUGUUGGAUUCUCCAUUGAAGUGAUUAAUGAAAUGAAUCCAAUUUUUCCUAUGCAAAACCCCUUGGGAGUUCUAAAUGGAAAGCAGCACCUUUCUUCUUCUAGCAUCCUUUUGAAGGACAAUUUGGAUGCUCAUGAAAAGAGCACUUUGCACGAUGAAAGAAAUGAGUCAGUGUCCUUCGCCAUCGCAGCAUCAACUGUUCAUGCAACUUCAGAUGUCACAAAGGAUUUUCCUGUUUUUGAUCUUGGGUUAUGAAGAGCUAAUUGUGAAAUCCCCAUGUUUUUACAAAUAACAUACAGCAACUAUUCUUUAUACAGAAAGUUUAGAGGCUUUUUCUCUUCAUUCAUAGGAAGAUCAAACUAUCAUGCAAGCAACAAUGAAUUAUUAAGUAAUUCUAAUUGUUCUUUUUCUUUUUUCAUCGAAUUCAAUAUGAUUGCUGACCCCAAUAUGUAGCUUACUGUAACAUCCAUCUCGAUAAAAUUUUGACAGCAGACAACUGAUUUGAAAAUUCAAAUUAAUUAAACUGCUUGGAAUUU